AAAAAUAUUUAUUUUUAAAAAAUAUGUAUUUAAAAAAUGUAAAAAUAGAUUUUAUAAAUAAUUAAAUGUGAAAAAAACGAAACAAGUUAGUAAGUCAAAAACUUACUUAGUUUACAUAAAUUCAAUUUUGUUACUUUUAUUUAAUAUUUUUGCAAUAACUUAAAUUUCUUUUAUUUUUAAUUUUUAUUUAUAUUUAUAAUUAAAACAUUUUUUAAUAUUUAAAAAACUUAAUUUUAAAUGUAAUUUAAAGAGAAAAUUAAACAGGUAGUUGUUUAAUUCUACUUUGAGUACAUUUGCACUUUUUAUAUUAUCUCCUUCUAACUAAGGGCUAGAUACAUACAUAUCUCAUUUUAAAUACAUAAAGUGCAAACAAAACGAACACGAACCUAUUCGUCUCCACCAACCACCAUUGCUGUUUACGUCGUUUGAACAAGUACCACACGUGUGUCAUCUGUUCUACGUCUAACGAGGAUUCGUUAAAUGUUUUCUUUGACGAAAUAUUAUUUACGUUAUUCUAUUUAUGUCACAUCUGUUUAUAGCCGUUACAUGCAAACUUUUUAUUGCAAAUAAUGUUUUCCAUCACUUUGGUGAAUAUUGAUAGUUACCAAGCAUCUCCUAUACCUGAGCUAGACGUAAUAUUUUCCGAGUUUCGUGGCUCUGAGGUGAAAAAAGUACCGGUAAUCAGAGCAUUCGGAUCAACCGCCACAGGCAAGAAAACAUGUCUACAUAUCCAUGGUGUGUUUCCAUACAUGUAUGUCCCAUGCACCGUCCAGGAAAAUACAGAUAGACACGCUUAUCAAUUAGCUGCGGCAAUUGAUUCUGCGCUGAAUACAUCUUUUGGUUCUGCUUUGUCUACCAAUCAACAUGUAUAUAAAAUUCAACGGGUAUCAGGAAUACCCUUCUAUGGUUAUCACCAAAAGGAACACUUGUUUUUUAAAGUAUAUUUUUAUAAUCCAGCCAUAAUUAAAAGGACUGCAGAUUUGCUACAGAAUGGUGUUAUUCUCAAUCAAACACUGCAGCCAUAUGAGGCACACAUUCCAUAUAUUCUACAAUUUAUGAUCGAUUAUAAUCUUUACGGCAUGAAUUUAAUAAAUUUAAAUAAUGUAAAGUACAGACCGCUAUCACAAAAAUGCACAUUGGAAGAUAGUCAAAACAGGUUUUCCAUGGAUCUCUCAGACUCACCAAUGUACCUACCAUCAUCUGUAACAAGGCAAAGUAUAUGUGACCUGGAAGUGGAUGUGCAUGCUUCAGAGAUUCUAAAUAGGCAAGGUGUUAAUGAAAAAUUAGAACUGAAUCCUGGUCUUGCUGCGAUAUGGGAAGAAGAGAAAGCUAGGAGGGCCGAAGUUGGUUUAGAAAAUGCAAAGUCACAAUUAUUGUAUCCUAAAACUCCUAGUAAAAUUACUCUACCUCCAACAAAGAAUGAUAUUUAUCAAGAGGAAAAAUUAUUAAUUAGACUGAACGCUAUAUCACAGAUCAGCGAGACAAUUACAUCAAAUGCGACAGCAUCUUCAUAUCCUAUUGAAGUAGAAGAUAAUGAAAAUACCUUAAAUGCAUCUCAUGUUCUAAACCACAACGAAUCUCUUGCAUCUGAAGAAAAUCUUGAGAAAACAGUUUCUGAUAAUUAUAAAUUAUCACAACUGGCAUCUUUAGCAUUUUUAGAGGCAACUCGAAGUCAAAGUAAUGUAACAGAUACUAGUAUUUUGGAUGCAGAUGAUAUACAACUGGUAGAAAUGUUAGCUGACUUAGCAGAAGAAAAUGACAUUGCGAGUAAUGUCGAUAAUGAUAGCGUUCUUGGGUCUCAAUAUUCUAUGUUCAGUGAACCAAUUAAAAAUGAUCAAGAGGAGGAGGAAGAAAUCGAGGAUUUAAAUAUCACAAGUUUAGAUCUAGACAAUUUAAAUUCUUGGGAAUCAGUGCAUAAUCAAAGAUCCGAUCAAUGUGAAAAUACAGUUACAGAUAAUAAUAAAGUUACAGAUAAUAAUCUAAAUGUCGAAUCUACAGAUUCAAAUGUUAAUGAAGAAAGUUUCGGAGAUAUCACACUCGUGAAUUUUCCACAAGUUGAUGGAGUCGAUGAUUUAUAUGAGUUAGAAUAUGAGAAAGAGACAAGUAGUUUAAACAGUAAAAAUAAUACAGCCUGUUGUAUGGAAGUUCAGUGUCUUCCUAAAAUAAUUAAAAAUUAUAAAAAUUAUAUUAUUAAUACGAAAAAAGAUUAUGCUAUAUAUUUUUUACAUAAAAAUUUAAAAGACAUUAAAUGUAUUGCAAGUAAUGUUAACAGAUGUUAUUUGGGAAAAGAAUUAUACAACUUUGUAAAUAAUUGCUAUUUUUAUAUAUUUUUGAAAACCAGCAAAAAUUUGUUGGGUACGAAUGUAUCUUCUUCCAUGGACUAUCUUCCAAAAGCCAUACAUUUGUAUGAUGACACAAGUGCUGUAAAAAAAUCUUGUUAUUUAAAAGAUUGUGAAAAAAGAAUUGUACAUAAUAAGAUAGAAAAAGAGUUAUAUAUUACUCGAUGUCAGUUACAACUGAAUUAUCGAGACUUGGAUGUUUAUGAUGUAGACGAGAUAGAAAGGUUUGAAGCUUUGGAACCCAACAGUUGUAUAGCAGAUUAUGGAAGAGACAAGUGUAAUUGUGAACAAGAUUCUGAAUCACAUGUUCAAGGAGUUUUUUUGAAUAGCAAUCACUUACAUUACGAACCAUGUAAUUUUUCGAUGAAGUUUACAUUAUCGAACGUCGACGGAGCUACAGCUACCGAUUCGAGUGACGCUGAAUCCGAAGCCGAUGUGACAAUCGACAAACAAGAGAAACGUAUAUGUACUUAUAAAUCUGGUAAAAAGAAUGCACUGCAAAAUAUAGUUCAAAUUACACCGAAGAAAAGAACGUUUGAUCUUCAAGACGACGAUUGCGAGUCUCCGAGUAAACGAAGAAACGUGAUUGCUAAAACGCCAAAGAGAAAAUAUAAUUCUCCAAACAAGGUGCCUCGAAGUCCCCAAACGUCGGGAAAUUACUCGCCUCUUAAUAUUACUAUUACAUCUCCUAAAUCCAGUAGAAGUCCUAUUCGACGAUGUGAAUCUCCAAAGAGAAAUCAAUGUGUGCCAAAAUCUGACAUUCCUUCUACUUCCGGUACACCAAAACGCAAGAUACAUCCAUUACGUGUGAGCUUGCUUCGUGAAAAAUAUUUAAACUCUGAUCUAGAAAAUAACGAUACUGACAUUAAUGAAAUAGAUACUGUCCAUAUCGCAAAAAUUAAUGAAAUGACAAUGGUCGACGAAUCAAUACAAAAUCACGAACAGAAAUCGAAGAAUAGUGAAAAUUCAUUGAUUGAAAAAAGUAAAGAGAUCCGUAAAAGAUUGUCUUUUUGGGAAGAAGAGGAUGCUUUUACAAAGUCAGAUCAUAACGCGAGCCAGUCUGAGACUUUAAUCGCAUCUGGAAGGAAAGAUCAAGAUACAAUUGCACUUGUUUCCAGCAAUGAAAAUAGUAACGAUAGCUUUCUAAACAGUCAAUGUACGGAAAAAAGUAAUAACGACACUUCUCCCGAAAGAAACUACGCAUCAGGUGUACAAAAUUUGGUGAAAAAAUCCAUAAAAUUUCACGAUGAUAUUAUUCCUGAAACUGACCUCGAUGAAGAUGAAGAAGACGUGUGCAACAUAACUUUUACCCAGCAUCUCAACCAAAAGAUAGAAAGCGAUAGUCAGAGUUCGUCGUUGGAACGGAGUUCUCGUCAUUCGUCAAGGAACACCAUAAUUACAAUUACUACAAAGUAUCAGCCUCCAAGCCCUGGAAGAAUUCUGGAAACCAUGACAAUGUAUGGCAUUCCGAAGUGUAGAUCACUAAAACCUUUUUUCAGCGAUAAACUCGAUCUCGCAAAACAAAAGGAAUCCUCUAACGCGAACGCUCCGUACUUCGAUGUGCCUGCGUUUAAAUCCAGCCUAGAAGAGGUUACAAGUAUUAAACUGUGGCGAAGAAUGAAGGUCAAUGAAUUUUAUCCCUCCGGAGCGAAUAUAAAAUCUUGCUACAUCAAACGGACACUUGCGGGAUACAACUCAUUAACAAUUAAACCGCUUAUAGAACCGCCGUCCUCUAAAGAUGUUAAAAAUUGGAUUAGGGCUAAAAAAUACAUAUCAGAAAAAAACUUAGCUGCUAAAUCAUGCAAAUCGAGUAAGGAAAAGAUGUUAAACGUACAAGAUGUACAGCAUCCGUCGAUUAGUGCCAUUAAUGAAAAGAAUAAAUCCCAGCCAGGACCAUCUAAUAAUUUAAAUAAUAAUGAUUCAAACGUAGAGGAACAUGCGCAUUCACCAAUGUCUCAACAAAGCGCGCUGAGCAGAACAUCAGACAAAACCAGAAAAGAGUUUACACAGAAUUCUGCUAAUUCGCAAAACAGUUCGGAGAACAGUUUAGAUUCUUCCUUAAAAAAAGCACUGGAAAAUCCAUUAUUACAUAAACAAGAUAAGUCGCAUUUGGGUGUUUCAUAUGGUCAAAUUGAAUGUUUGUCUAAAGGAAGUUGCAGUAACGUCUCGAAUGAGAAUCUUCAAAAAGUCAGAGCAAUAACAAUACAUCAGUAUUUAACAUUGCUGACUCUCGAGGUACAUGUCGUUACUCGAGAAGAGCUUCUCCCUGAUCCGCAGUAUGAUUCUAUCGCUGCAUUAUUUUAUGCGAUUUACAAUGACACUCCAACGGAUGCUAAUGAGCAGACAGAGCACGGUGCUAUAAUUGUAAAUUCUAACUCUAUAAGUGCAAGACUCAACAAGAUUCACUCUGCUAGCGCGAUGUGUCCAAUUUUAUACGUUGCAACGGAACAGGAUGCGUUUGAUGGUCUUGUAAAAUUGAUCGAACUACACAAUCCAGACAUUUUACUUGGCUGGGAAGUGGAGACGCUUUCAUGGGGCUAUGUUUUCCAGCGAGCGUUUCAUCUUAAGCUUAAUAACUUUUUAGUGAAAAUCUCGAAAGUUCCACACGUGCAGAUAUUUUCUAAAUCUGAUACUCACGCAUUUGAAAAGGAUGAUGCAGGUGAAAUAAAAGUACCCGGUCGUAUUAUCCUUAACGUCUGGAAGAUCAUGAGACAUGAAACAGCAUUAUUAACAUAUACUUUUGAAAACGUCAUGUAUCAUGUUUUACAUGAAAGAAUUCCGUGUCCUUCCUUCAAGGCGCUGUCCACUUGGUGGAAACAAGAGAGCAUGAUAGUAAAAAGCAGAGUUAUACGUCACUAUGUUAUCAGAGUUAUGGGUACUCUCAAACUUCUGACUCACUUGGAUAUUAUAGGUCGCACGUGUGAAUACGCCCGACUUUUCGGUAUACAAUUUUACGAGGUUUUUUCGCGAGGCUCGCAGUUUCGCGUCGAGUCUAUGAUGCUCAGAUUAGCGAAACCAAUGAAUUACAUUCCGAUCUCACCAUCCAUGCAUCAGAGAGCCAAGAUGCGCGCACCGGAGAGCCUGCCGUUGAUCAUGGAACCCGAGUCUGAAUUUUAUACCGAUCCCUUGGUCGUCCUUGAUUUUCAGAGUCUGUAUCCAAGUAUGAUCAUCGCUUAUAAUUACUGUUUCUCUACCUGUUUGGGAAGAAUAGAACACAUAGGCCAAUAUGGCCCGUUCGACUUUGGUGCUGCGACGUUAAGGAUAAGAAAGAACACCGCGUUAAAGUUGCAAGACAAAAUUAACUUUUCGCCUUGCGGCGUAGCCUUUGUAAAAAAAGAGGUCCGUCAGGGAAUACUACCGCGUAUGUUAUCGGAAAUUUUGAAUACGCGUCUGAUGGUGAAAGAGUCUAUGAAGCUACAUCCAGCAGAAAAUCAUGCAUUGCAACGCGCUCUUCAUUCUCGGCAAUUGGGUCUCAAACUAAUUGCAAAUGUUACUUACGGGUAUACUUCCGCCAACUUCAGUGGUAGAAUGCCGUGCAUCGAGGUAGGCGAUAGCGUAGUUAGCAAAGGACGAGAGACAUUGGAACGUGCGAUUAAGUUAGUGGAAACCACGCCGAAAUGGGGCGGCCGAGUAGUUUACGGAGACACAGACUCUUUAUUUGUAUUGCUACCUGGGAAAUCUCGUGAAGAGGCGUUUACUAUCGGCGAGGAGAUCGCGGAUGCUGUUACCGCGAUCAAUCCUCCACCCGUCAAGCUUAAAUUUGAGAAAGUUCUUCAUCCAUCCAUUUUGCAAACGAAGAAGCGAUAUUGCGGAUACAUGUAUGAAACGCGCGAUCAGGAAAAGCCCGAGUUCCUCGCGAAGGGAAUCGAGACGGUUCGCAGAGAUGGAUGUCCCGCAGUUUCUAAAAUACUCGAGAAAGCUCUUAAAAUCUUAUUCGAGACGAAGGAUGUUUCCCUGGUGAAGCAGUAUGUUAGCAGGCAGUUUGAUAAGAUCUUUCAGAGACGUGUGUCGAUUCUGGAUCUGACGUUCGCGAAGGAGUUUCGCGGGAUGCACGGAUACAAGGCCAAUGCUUGCGUGCCUGCGUUGGAGCUGACACGCAGAUUGAUCAGGAAGGAUCCGCGCGCUGUGCCGCGCACCAGCGAACGCGUUCGCUACGUCAUCAUCGCGGGUGCACCGAAUCAAGCGCUCAUCCAUUGCGUGCGUACACCGAUGGAAGUCAUCGCCAAUCCGUCAUUAAUUCCAAAUGCUGUAUACUAUAUAACAAAAGUUAUCAUACCACCUCUCAAUCGCUGCUUUAAUUUGUUCGGGAUCGAUGUCAAUGCGUGGUACAAAGAAAUCUCUCAUCGUUCAAAUUUUGAUAACAUUGCACACUUGAGAGGAGACAAUCCAAAAUCCACUAUUCGUCAAUUCUUCAGUUCCACGGCGUGCAUUACCUGCGGGGAACAGACCAAUAAAGAGAUUUGUCCAGAUUGCCUUCUGCAACCGAGUCGUACCGUUCUCGUGCUUCUUGAAAAAAUCAAGCAGCUGGAGAAAAACUAUCAACAAAUCGCUGCUAUCUGCCAUUCUUGUAUUGGACAAUUAGGUGAUAUAGAAUGCGCGUCUCUCGACUGUCCGGUUUUGUACCGACUGGCACAAGCUCGCAAAGAAGUUGCGCAAGCUUCUUACAUGAAUAGUAUUAUUUAUGGAAAUAAUUCUAGCGGAAUCAAGAAAUUAAAUGCCGUUGCUGAAUGGUACUGAUUACAAUAUAUAGAAAUGGACCCCUCGUCCAAAAUGGUAAAAAACUAGAUAUACUCUAGUUUUAAUUAGAAAUGUUUGUAAAAUGGUACUACUGUUAAUAUUAUUGUAAAUACUAUUAGCGUAUUAUUUUUAUGUAUUAUUUUUAUAAUCAAAAAUACAAAAUAUAUUACACUCUA
Messenger RNA from Monomorium pharaonis (pharaoh ant), 7252 nucleotides. RefSeq names its product DNA polymerase zeta catalytic subunit (gene DNApol-zeta). The record is from RefSeq and is a predicted model, not a curated record. Gene Ontology annotation, biological process: double-strand break repair via homologous recombination; error-prone translesion synthesis. Gene Ontology annotation, cellular component: zeta DNA polymerase complex; nucleus. Lineage: Eukaryota; Metazoa; Arthropoda; Insecta; Hymenoptera; Formicidae. Gene Ontology annotation, molecular function: DNA binding; nucleotide binding; DNA-directed DNA polymerase activity. The coding region runs from base 570 to 7076 and encodes 2168 amino acids. The transcript is spliced from 18 exons.